Molecule: messenger RNA, 2270 nt
Organism: Trichogramma pretiosum
Lineage: Eukaryota; Metazoa; Arthropoda; Insecta; Hymenoptera; Trichogrammatidae
Gene: IntS11
Product: integrator complex subunit 11
Exons: 4
Coding region: 235-2031 (598 amino acids)
Biological process (GO): snRNA processing
Cellular component (GO): nucleus
Source: RefSeq, a predicted model, not a curated record
GAUUCGCUAUCAUAUUUUCUGCGAAGCAAACAGGUUAUGUUAAGUAUGAGUUUUUCGAUUACCUAUCAUAGAGUUUCUGUUAGUGUGCAAGUUCAGUAACACAAUUUUACGAUAGAAAAACUUCACAAUUGUGUUGAAACAUUGAAAUGAUUUGACUAUAACAGUCAAACUUUGGUUUUAUUGUGCUGUGCUGAAUAGUUGAGAAUAAAAAAGUUGGAUAAAAAAUACGUCGAUAUGCCGGAAAUUAAAGUAACACCCUUGGGCGCUGGACAAGAUGUUGGUCGAAGUUGUAUUCUUGUGUCAAUGGGAGGAAAAAACAUCAUGUUAGAUUGUGGCAUGCAUAUGGGUUUCAAUGAUGAAAGAAGAUUUCCUGAUUUUUCUUACAUCACAUCUGAGGGAUCAGCUACCAAUUUUUUAGACUGUGUUAUAAUUUCACAUUUUCAUUUGGAUCAUUGUGGGGCCCUUCCAUUUUUUACAGAAAUGGUAGGAUAUUCUGGACCCAUUUAUAUGACUCAUCCAACAAAGGCAAUAGCACCAAUUCUCUUAGAAGACAUGAGAAAAGUUGCUGUUGAACGAAAAGGAGAAAGUAAUUUUUUCACCUCUCAAAUGAUCAAAGAUUGUAUGAAAAAAGUCAUUCCUGUAACGUUACAUCAAUCUGUAAUGGUUGAUGCUGAUUUAGAAAUAAAAGCAUAUUAUGCAGGACAUGUUCUUGGAGCUUCCAUGUUUCAUGUACGUGUUGGAUCUCAAUCAAUAGUGUACACUGGUGAUUAUAAUAUGACUCCAGAUAGACACUUAGGUGCAGCUUGGAUAGAUAAAUGUAGACCUGAUUUGUUAAUUUCUGAAUCUACUUACGCCACUACUAUAAGAGAUUCAAAACGCUGUCGUGAAAGGGAUUUUCUGAAAAAAGUCCAUGAUUGCGUAGAUAAAGGAGGCAAAGUACUAAUCCCUGUGUUUGCUCUUGGACGUGCUCAAGAAUUAUGUAUUUUACUUGAAACUUAUUGGGAACGAAUGAACUUGAAAGUACCAGUAUACUUUGCUCUUGGUCUUACAGAAAAAGCUAACAAUUAUUAUAAAAUGUUCAUAACAUGGACAAAUCAAAAAAUUAAAAAAACUUUUGUUCAAAGAAAUAUGUUUGAUUUCAAACAUAUUAAACCAUUUGAUAAAUCAUACAUUGAUAAUGCUGGAGCAAUGGUAGUUUUUGCUACACCUGGUAUGUUACAUGCUGGUUUAUCCCUACAAAUUUUCAAGAAAUGGGCUCCUCAAGAAGGAAAUAUGGUUAUUAUGCCUGGUUUUUGCGUUCAAGGAACUAUAGGUCAUAAAAUAUUAAAUGGUGCUAAACGAAUUGAGUUUGAAAACAGACAAGUUGUUGAAGUAAAAAUGUCUGUUGAAUAUAUGUCAUUUUCUGCUCAUGCUGAUGCUAAAGGUAUAAUGCAAUUAAUCCAAUACUGUGAUCCUAAAAAUGUAAUGCUUGUUCAUGGAGAAUAUGCAAAAAUGGAAUAUUUGAAGGAUAAAAUUAAAAAAGAAUUUGGCAUCAAUUGUUACAAUCCUGCGAAUGGAGAAACAAGUUUUAUUAAUACCUCAUCAAAAGUACCAGUUGAUGCAUCAUUAGCUUUGUUAAAAUCUGAAAACAAGGAGUAUUCCUUGUUGCCACCAGACCCAAAAAGGAGACGACUCAUUAACACUGUUCUUAUAAGUCGAGAAGAUGGAGUCUGUCUUACAGAUUCUAAUGAAGCUGAAGAAGCUGCAUCAAUAAACAAACAUACAGUGAGAUUUACAUCAACCAUUUACAUAAGAGAUGCUGGAACAGUUGAAUCUACAGCUCAAAAAUUGUUGCAACCUCUUCAGGAUAAAUUAAAAGAUUGGGAAAUAAAGCUACUUGAUGGAUCAACAAUCGGCGUUGAAACAGUUUUAGUGAAAGUCCAAGCAGAUCCAGGAGAAGAAAUCAAUAAAAAAAUUUACGUUUCGUGGACUAAUGAUGACGAAGAAAUUGGAAGUUACAUUCUUGGAUACUUGCAAAAUUUACUCUCCUAAUUUUAGGAGAAAUUUCAAAUAUUUUUGUUUGUAAAUUGUAUUAUAAAAAUUAUUUUUUCAUUCCGACGUGUAUAGUAAAAUUGCUUGCCUUCAGCAAUAUUAUAAAAAACGUUGUUAAACUUCACGUGAACAGUGAUUUUACGUUCUGCAUUUUUAAACUGAAAAAUUUGCAAAUCACUUUUCGUACGUGAACAUCCAUAGCUUUAUUUUUACUGCUUUUUGUAUGAUACGGAAUGAAG